Messenger RNA from Ahaetulla prasina, 549 nucleotides. Its product is annotated as interleukin-36 alpha-like. NCBI's taxonomy places the organism in Eukaryota, Metazoa, Chordata, Lepidosauria, Squamata, Colubridae. Gene Ontology annotation, molecular function: cytokine activity; interleukin-1 receptor binding. Gene Ontology annotation, biological process: inflammatory response to antigenic stimulus; cellular response to lipopolysaccharide; positive regulation of gene expression. The transcript is spliced from 4 exons. The record is from RefSeq and is a predicted model, not a curated record. Bases 1 to 549 code for a protein of 182 amino acids.
AUGGCAAAUAAAUUAUAUAAGAUGUCAUGGGAGAAACAAAUGGAAGAUUUAUUCAAUGCAUUCAAGCCAACACGAGAACCUUCAUUACCUGUUACAGAAAUGAUGGAAAAGCCCUGGCAGUUUAAAUUUUGGGAUAUUAGCAAUAAAUUUCUCAAUGUGGUGAACAACGUGUUGAUAGCAACUCCACAAAAUUCAAAUUCACCAGGGAGUUCUUUUGAUGUAAUUUCUAAUAUCUCAUUAGAUUCAAAAAGGAAUCCAAUCUUUAUAGGUGCUGAUAAUUGUGUUGUGUCCUGUAUAAAGUCUGGUGAUGGACAGCUUCAAAUACAGCUCAUGGAGGAAAAUAUUAUGAAAUUGUAUAGAACACCAGAAAAGUUCAAGAAUCUCACUUUCUACAGUAAAAGUGAUGGCAGGCCAAAGAUUUGCACUUUUGAAUCUGCAGAGUUUCCAGGUUGGUUCAUAAGCACUUCAUCUGAGCCAAAUAAGCCUACUGGUUUAAGUCAAAAAGGAGAACCUGAAAACGUCUUGUUUUAUUUUACAAAGAUAUUUUAA